Molecule: messenger RNA, 1532 nt
Organism: Penicilliopsis zonata CBS 506.65
Lineage: Eukaryota; Fungi; Ascomycota; Eurotiomycetes; Eurotiales; Aspergillaceae
Exons: 4
Coding region: 126-1376 (416 amino acids)
Biological process (GO): transmembrane transport
Cellular component (GO): fungal-type vacuole membrane
Molecular function (GO): transmembrane transporter activity
Source: RefSeq, a predicted model, not a curated record
CGCGGAGGGCGUCAUAUUUUAUGGCCAGGAUAUGCUUAACUGGACAGUACUUAUAGAGGCAGUCAACAAUGACUGAAUAUCGAAUAUCGAAGAUUCUUGUCAAUUGAUAAUUCAGUAGGAUCAGAAUGGAGAAGACUGAGCUGGACACUGCGAAAUCAUGGGUGGUGGUUACAGGAGCCUUCUUUGGUCUCUUUGUGACUCUCGGCUGGACAAAUUGCGUCGGUGUCUUCCAGGCUUAUUACAAAGCGCACCAGCUCAGUUCAAUGUCGCCCAGUACCGUCUCAUGGAUUCCUUCCGUGUCCAUGUUUAUCAUCUUCAUUACGGGACCCUUCGUUGGCCGUCUGUUCGACCGGGUUGGCCCUCGCCCGCUGUUGGCAGCCGGCACUCUUCUCCUGGUCGGCGGCCUGAUGUUUACCUCCCUCUCAAGGGAAUACUAUCAGUUCCUGCUUGCCCAGGGGAUCUGCAGCAUGCUCGGGGCCAGUAUGAUACUAUACCCGUGCCUUGGCUGCGUCGCAAGAGCGUUCACGCCGCGCCGCCGAGCGCUUGCCAUGGGCGUCACGACCAGCGGAUCGAGCCUUGGGGGGGUCAUCCUGCCUAUCCUGAUUGACCGGUUGAUCCCCAAGGUGGGAUUUCCGUGGGCGAUGCGGAUCAGCGCAUUCAUGCUGCUGGGGUUGUUGGUGAUUACGAACCUGACGGUCAAGUCGUUUGUGCCUCUCAAGCCGCCUGCACACCAGGGAAUUUGGGUCUUUGUGCGCCCGCUGGCCUCGCCCGUCUUUCUCUGCACCGUCCUGGCUUCGUUCUUCUACGCAAUGGGCAUGUUCAUUCCCAUCACCUUCAUGCAGACCUAUGCCGAGUCGGUAGGCAUGUCUGGGGCAGGCUAUAUCGUUUCCAUCUACAAUGCUGCUAGUCUGUUCGGUCGUAUUCUCCCCGGGUAUGCUGCCGACCGGUUCGGCUCCUUCAACAUCUCCUUUGUGGCAGCCUGCACGACGACCAUCCUCGUUUUCGCCCUGUGGUUGCCCACACACACGGUAUCGACCGCCAUCGCCUUCGCCGCCUGCUUCGGCUUCACAUCUGGCACCUACACGGCCCUCACACCGGCUCUGGUCGCACUGAUUUGCGAGUACGAGAGGAAACACGACCCAAAUCCGAAUCACCACUCGCUCAACGAGAUCGGAACCCGGUCAGGCACGUUGUAUGCAUUUACCUCCGUCGCCGCGCUGACGGGGAGUCCCAUCGGCGGCGCCCUCGUCUCGGCUGCUGGGGGGGGUUACAAUCGGCUGCAGAUAUUCACAGGAGCGAUGCUGGCGGCGGGGAGUGCCUGUUAUUUCGCGGCGAGGAUGGCCGUGGCAAGAGGGAACCCGAGUCCAUUCAUAUAGUCUCUCUUUUUCUCAUUUCUUUUCUUUUCCUCUGUACACUAUUCUCGACUCACUCCUACAUAUAGACUACUAUACUCUCAUAUCUGUCAUAGCUAUUGUACUAUAAUAGCCAUUAGUUAUACUAUUUGAUACACUAAAUAUUAUUCAAUACUCCAG